UAAUGUUCAGUUGAAGCCCAGAAGAAGCAAAACCCCAACAGAACGGCGGCGUUUCGGAGUUGUGAGCUACAGUGUUCACUGUGCAUAUACGUAUAUAAACAGAAGAGACGGUUAAUUGUGAUAGUUACAGGCGUAGAGCUCAAAAUCUCGAAAUCCUUCUUCUCCUUCCAUAUUUUUGAGAUCUGAAACCAGAAAUCAAAUCCGCGCUCUGACAAUGGUGGCUCCCAAUCUCUGAGAGAGAGAGAGAGAGAGAGAGAGAGAUUGGAAGGGCUCUCUCUGGUUUUGAUUUCGGAAUCGGAAUCGGAAUCAAUGGCGGUGGUGAUUGAGAGCUCCGUUUGGGAACCGAGCCCCGCGCUUUACAUCUUCAUCUUCUUCGCCUGCCUCUUCUCGAUUCUCUUCUUCCCUUACGCCUCCGGCAGCACCUCCGCCGCGAAAGCUGCUCCGUCUCUGUUCGACCAUGGAGUCUCCCCCACCGCUUCGUCUCAGAGGAACUUCCUGCUUCUCUAUUCUCUCGCCUCAGUUAUGGAAGGACUGUGGUCGGUGUUCGGUGAAGUUGAGCUAGCUUACUACGGAUUAAGCAAAGAGAAAAUGGUGCUUUAUCUCUGUGUAGGACUUGCGGCUUCGAUUUCUAUCGGUUCUUUCUUAGGACUACUUUCUGAUUUAAUAGGUCCAAAGAAAGUUUGCUUCUUCUUUUGCUUUCUACACCUCCUUGUUGGCUUGUUGAAGAGAAUCGUCCCUCAUUCGAGUGUUUGGGUGGCGAGCAUUUGUUUGUCAAUCACAAGUUCAGUUUUUUCGUUCGGUUUCGAGACGUGGAUGGUAGUUCAACAUGAAGAGCAAGGGCACAGGCAAGAUAUGCUGAGUGAGACAUUUUGGUUAAUGAGUUUCUUCGAGUCAGCAUGUCUUAUUGGUAGCCAGGUUUUUUCAAAUUGGCUCAUCGCUAAUAAUGCAGAGACAAGUAUGGCGUCUCAUUCUACUGCAGCUAUCUUCUUGGCAGUAAUAAGCUUAGUCUGUCUCACCAAGGGAUGGAAAGAAAUCCCACAUAAAGUAGCUCUUAAGGAGUAUAGGGCAUCUUUUCGUGCAUACAUUGUUGGCGAUAAAAGAGUAUGGCUUUUGGCAUGGGCACAAGCUUGCCUUCACUUCUCUGUUGCAGUAUUCUGGAUACUAUGGGCCCCAACAAUAGUGGCUGAUGGACGAGAAGUGCACCUAGGGUUGAUAUAUCCAUGUUUUCUUGGAUCAAGAAUGCUUGGAAGCACAGUAUUCCCAUGGCUCAUUAGUGGACUGUCAUCCCUUAGAACUGAUGAUUGCCUAGUAUAUGCAUUCAUUGUACUGGGGCUAGUAAUGUCCAUAACAGCUUAUGAUUAUCAGGAAGUUGGGAUGCUAGUGACACUAUUUUGCAUAUUUCAUGCCGGCCUUGGCGUGGUUUUGCCUUCACUUGCCAGAUUGAGAACCAUGUAUGUGCCUAAUGCACUGCGUGGAGGGAUGAUAAGCCUUUCUCAAGCCCCCGCAAAUGCAGCAAUUCUGCUUUUUCUGGUGCAAGGAAAGUACCACAAUAACAUUGGAAACUCAACGAUCAUAGCAUUUGCUGCCCUUGGGUUAUUCACAGCAGCCGGUUGCAUGCAUGUCUUGAAGCGAUGGGGGAAGCAACCAUAUCAGAACUGGCACAAAUUAUGAACUGGUACUAAAUCAUCAGCGUAUUGGCUGAGUCAGACAUCAUUAAACAAUCAUUGACUAACAGAAGAAAUCAUGUGCCUAACACUUAACUGAGUCUGUAGGAAUUAACUGAAAGUCUUGCCCAAGGCGGAAGUCAGCUAUCGAUUCUUGGCCAGUGUGUCCAAUUCAAGUUUCCCAACCCAUCUCAGCCUCCUAAGUUUCUGUGCACAUAUGCAGGUUAGUCGGGAUAAGAGAAGGGACGUACAUGCUUACUACCAGCUGUGUAAACUACUAGUUGGAGUUUAGGGAUCGGUUGAUUAGCAGUAGGCGAGAACUGCAAGUCUCUGUCAUCCCCAUUUUGACGAUUUUUUAAAUAGAUAUAUUCUUUUUGGUUCUUUUUAAUUUGGGUUGUAAUUCUUCCACUUAUAGUGGCAUAAUGACAAGUAUAGUUUGUCAAAACCUUGUACUCAAUAGAUGGUAAACGAAAACAAGGAGCCUUCUCUGAAAAGUAUGGUCAUGUGUAGGAGUCUAACACCAUUAGGCUGAACCCAAUAUAUAAUUGCACUAUUUCAAUA
This is a messenger RNA of Rosa rugosa (rugosa rose), 2225 nucleotides long. RefSeq lists its product as uncharacterized. The record is from RefSeq and is a predicted model, not a curated record. Lineage: Eukaryota; Viridiplantae; Streptophyta; Magnoliopsida; Rosales; Rosaceae. The transcript is spliced from 10 exons. Gene Ontology annotation, molecular function: molybdate ion transmembrane transporter activity. Gene Ontology annotation, cellular component: membrane. Gene Ontology annotation, biological process: molybdate ion transport. Bases 310 to 1671 code for a protein of 453 amino acids.